CAGGAUACUGAGGAGGGAAGGUUACAUUGGUGGUUACUGUUGAUGUAGUGAGCACACUGUUAGUAGUUGUGUGAGACAAGCAAGCAGAAGGGGAAUUGAGAAAAGCAAUAGAAUUUUACGGUUGGUAGUGAAAGAGCCAUCAGACGUCACAGAUAUCUCUUACGCCGUUACAUUGUAGUGGCAGCAUUAAGUGUAGACCACGUAAUAUUCUACAAUACUGAUAUUAAGACUAUCACAACUAUAUAUAAUCACACGGAGUUUUCACAGUAAGUGUGGACGAACUAUGGCAGCGAUGAACCCAUAUGCUUUUCGUGGGUGGCACUUGCCUUCAUAUGCGGACGGGGCAAACUGUGACCGUAACUACCACAUGUAUGGAUCCUGGCCCCACUCGGGGUACUUUCCACCCGGGUCUAUGUACUCCCUACAGACAGACACACCCAAACAGCAUGGAAAUACCGACUGGAAACUACAAUCUAUCUGCACCUCAUCAUCGGAAGGUACGUCUCCUCGUGACCCAUCGAUAAUGAAGUCUGGCUAUGAAAGUUUGAUUUAUAAAGCUUCGAGUAACAGGAAUGAAUGUGAAAAUUCAUGUCGUGAAGACCCUCAAAGGAGUUGUUGUGCAAUAUCGUGCACGUGCAACAGUCAUCAGCGUUUGAACGUGCUAGACAAUACCUGGCGGGGCUCCGAGGUGCCCUCAGCUUUGGACCUUAACAAAGCGUCAUCAGUAACAGCAUACCCCUCGUUUUGCCAAAGAGAAAUGCAGCAGAUUCACCUACCAUCUACGACACUGGCUCCAACAACAGUGACACUGAGGAAGCGACGGAGACCGUACUCAAAGUUUCAAAUAGCAGAACUCGAAAGAGAAUACAACAACUCAACAUAUAUUUCAAAGUCUAGAAGAUGGGAACUAUCCCAACUCAUAAACUUGUCUGAACGACAGAUCAAAAUAUGGUUCCAGAACAGAAGAAUCAAAGCAAAGAAAGUCCAAAAAAGAGAAGACUCUCCGGGAAAACCCCAAGGACCAUGUAUGGGUCAGCAAAUGCCCCAAUGAAAUUACGCUUUACAUUAAACAACAUUUCAUCGUCAAACAAUGAAAAUUUUUGUCUCUCAGCUGUGACCAAUCGAUGUGUUGUCACGUGACAUAAAGACAUCCGACGUGAGAUGUGACGUAAUCUUAGUGCUAGCGUGACGUCAUGAGGACAUGUCUCAUUUUCGCACAUCUACAUACAAAAUGGUCCCAUAUUGACAAAAAAGAAACAAUCAUGAAAUGUGCUCAUUACAGCACUGUCCCCGGACAAUGAAAUUGUCACCAAAAUUCAUAAGUAUUGGAGUAACUUGAAAAGCAAAUUUAGAGGGAAGAAUUCCUUCUGUGAGGUGAUCACGUGACCAAUAUAAGGCGCGGAAACGCUUCUGUCACGGGGUUGAAAUGUUUAAGAAACCAGCUUUAACUUACGUGACUGGUCGGUAACUAUAUGACAACUUAUGUAUUGACUGUGUUGUCACCAAUGACAGACGUUUGCUACUGUGCCUGUUGCCAUGGUUUGUAGAGUAGAUAGGCAUUUCCGCUACAAGUUAUAAUUUGACGGACAGAUUCAUCAUAUUAUGAACUUCAUCUCCCUAGAUCACGUGAUUAUACAUAACGGACGCUGUUUUACCUCAGAUGCGCAUGUAUUUGUUUAUCAUGACUAGGUAUUUGAUGACGUCACUGUGGAGUAAAGUAUAUAUUUCUCCCGGAAAUGACGUCAGUGUUCUGAUUAGAUGUUCCCGAUCUGUUCGAUAGCCUGAUUGUCUGUCUUGUCAAUGUAUUGUAUGUUUAUUUGUUUACUUUCUGUAUAACGUACAGAGAUUAUCGUUCAUUAUUUAGUAUAUCUCUUAGAAUAUUUUUUUUCUAGAUUAAGUUGUGUUAGGACUACAAUGGCGAUUUUCAGCUUUAAUCUGUGGUAAUACUUAUACCGCUAAUACUGCAUACAGGAAAACAAACUACAGAACUUCAAACUUAUAUGUUAUGUGUAAUAAAACAUAUGAAAAUUUGAAUAUCAGUAAAAUAACAUAUCACAAAAAUAUCUUAAAUAACAGUAGUAAAAUUCAGACUUUUUUAUACUACAUUGAAAGUAUACUAUUCUGCCGAGGUUAUAGUAGUGUGUAUUUUCUGUAGUACGAUAUGACUAAGUAGACUCUCUUUGUUCACAGUUUGUUGGUUAUGAAAGAUAAUAUCUAAAUGGUAUUACCCUUUAGGCCAAUGUCCAGCGAUACCAGUCUGUUUUUUUUAAAUUGAAGGCAGACUGGUGAACGAGUUAUCUUUUCUUCAAUGGCGAUCUUUUGAUAGAGGUCGCUAGUUAAAUCAUAAAUCGAUAGAAACAUCUGAAGCCAGACACGUACAUGUUUUGUAACCUUUAUCUUCUAGAAGUCAGAAUUGGUGUUUUCUCACUGGUGAUAUCGAUAGAAAAUGAAAGUCACAGUAUUACGUAUUGGAAAUAAUCAUGGACGUAUAUGUUUGAUGCAAACUUACAUGACCCAUUAUCAAAUUAUCUAUGUGACACAUUUUUUUUUCUGAACACCUAUAUUUUCCUAAUCAAUAAAAUCUUAAUUCAAAUCUUUAAUCUGUUGCAUUAAUUACUAUAGAUUUUCUAUCCCGCUCCUCAAUUUCGUAAUAUUUAUUAAUUUAAAAGCGGUUUAGUCGCUCUAAAUCAAACUUAUCAGUUCCACAAACUUUAAUUGAAACUGCAAUUACCAUGUUGAAUGGAAACCAUGCAUGAAUUACGAAACGUCUUAAUCUGAAACAUAUAAAGAAAAAUGGGAAAUAAAAGAAAACAUGAGAUUGAAGGUUCCGCACGAGUUUGGGAUAUGAAUAAUCAUUUGACUUGUAAUAAUUGAUAUAUUAUAUAAACCUUGAUUGACAGCUAUAGAUCUCCGACCACGUGGUGGUCAUUGAAACGGAAGUCAGUGUGUUGUAACCACAUAUAUAUGUCAUGUUAACAUUGUUAAAUAGUUCAUCAAUUUAUUUAUUCCACUUAAUUCGUUAUUAGGUCGUCAGCAACAAAUUAGUCCCGAUCAAAGAACAUAAGAUAGAAAUUCAAGAAUUUGUCAAAUAUGUAUUUUUAAUCAUGAUCCAUAAUGUUUAUCUAGGUUUAUUUGUAAUAAUUUUAAAAGAAAUGUAUAUCAGUUCGAACUAUCAUAAAUGGAAUUUAAGAUACCUUAAUGUAUGAAAUGGGCUUCUUGUGAUUGACUCGGGAAGUUUAAAGAGUAAAUUCAACAGCGGGGUUCAAUAUUCCAAAACUGCUGUAGAGUAUAUUAGGCUAAUACUUCAUUUAAGAUAAUUUUUUAAUAUCUUCAUAUAAAUUGGAACAGUUAUACGAUGUUUUAGAUAGUAAGAACUGAAAUAUAACUACGAAUUAUUAACUCAGUACUAAAUGAACUCAUCACACUUUCAUGGAUUACACCACUCGUUCAUGUGAUGUUCCUAGUUUUGUGAGUAGCUAAGUGAUUCCUAAUUAUGGGUGUAUGAAUGACAGUGUGUACUGUAGAGUAAGUUAUGUAUCCUUUAAAGUGCUAUCUUACAUCUCCAAGUAGAGAUGUGACGUCAUUUGUGUAUUAAAUACGAAACAUUUCAAAUGAAAAAUAAAGCAUAUAUACUAUG
This is a messenger RNA of Ylistrum balloti, 3637 nucleotides long. Its product is annotated as homeobox protein Hox-D9-like. Gene Ontology annotation, molecular function: DNA-binding transcription factor activity, RNA polymerase II-specific; RNA polymerase II cis-regulatory region sequence-specific DNA binding. The transcript is spliced from 2 exons. Bases 284 to 1051 code for a protein of 255 amino acids. Gene Ontology annotation, cellular component: nucleus. NCBI's taxonomy places the organism in Eukaryota, Metazoa, Mollusca, Bivalvia, Pectinida, Pectinidae. Gene Ontology annotation, biological process: regulation of transcription by RNA polymerase II. The record is from RefSeq and is a predicted model, not a curated record.